AUCUCACCAGCAAUCACCCUUUCAACAUCUACAACAAGCCCAUCCAUCUCAGGUUAUCCCAGACUUUCUCGACCAGUUUCUAUUUAUCCUCCGCUGCUCCUUCACAGUACCCAGGCUCCUAUGACUCCGACCAGCUGCCGUCUACCACUCAAACGAAAACGUUCUUACGAGCCAACAACCACAAUGGCUUCCGGUCCCGUGGUAGUCGACUUGUCCGGUGAUGAGUCCACUGACAGAUGGCUCUCCGCCCGGGUGAUCAACCUCAUCGUUGGACCUGAGCAGAAAAAGUGGGCGGUCCACGAAAAAAUCCUCGUCGAGCACUCGACCUUCUUCGCCGAGUACUUCCAGAGCGAAGAUGGCCGUGGCCGGGACGAGCUAAAUCUUCCUCAUGAGGAUCCUAAACUCUUUGCGCUUCUUGUGCGUUGGCUUUAUGGAAUCGCCUUCAUGUCAGGCGGCCGUCGCGCCUUUCGCUUUCCAGUGCCCGACGGCAAGGAAACUACCGUUCGAGACUUCCUCCGUCUGUACGUCCUGGGCGGCAGAUACGGCAUCAUUGGCGUCCGCAACGCGGCCAUCGAUGCGCUCUACAGCUACUACGGAGAAGCCAAGGGAAACCACGAGGCGCCCAACCUGCAUGACGUGAAGUACAUCUUUGACAACACGGCGCCCGAGGCGCCCAUUCGCCUGUUCCUGAUUGCCCACGCUCUCUUCUACCUAUUCAGCUGGGGCCGCGAGAACUCCCCCUUGCCCGACGAUUGGGCUCAGGUUCUGAAGGGAGAUGGCGAGAUCGGCUUUGCCAUGAUUCGCAUGUUGUCCGAAUGGGACUGGGUGUCGGGAAAGAACGCCCCAGUCAUGACAAUCAAGCCGCGUCACAAGUUUCAUGAGCACCCUCCUACCCCGGACAUUGUCAAGAAAGAAGUCGAUGAGGGCAACAUUUUGGAGCUGUGAGCCGGAAAAGGGAGGGGGCAAGGUUGGCGAAGCUCGGCUAGCACGUCGAUUCCAUGAACUUUUGGAGGUUGGGGUUUGUUUCGCUGGGGACUGGAACUUGGUUGGAGCCAGAGUUUAGGUUUAUUUUGCGGAAGAUGAAAGGCUCCGC
This is a messenger RNA of Canariomyces notabilis, 1093 nucleotides long. RefSeq lists its product as uncharacterized. Bases 121 to 945 code for a protein of 274 amino acids. Gene Ontology annotation, molecular function: protein binding. The transcript has 3 exons. The record is from RefSeq and is a predicted model, not a curated record. NCBI's taxonomy places the organism in Eukaryota, Fungi, Ascomycota, Sordariomycetes, Sordariales, Chaetomiaceae.